Molecule: messenger RNA, 782 nt
Organism: Camelina sativa (false flax)
Lineage: Eukaryota; Viridiplantae; Streptophyta; Magnoliopsida; Brassicales; Brassicaceae
Source: RefSeq, a predicted model, not a curated record
CCUCUCAUACACGUGGCAAGUCAAACUACAAUAAGGAAUCUUACAAACUUUGUGAAUUCCCAAUUUUACCCUCAACAUUUCUGUUAUAUAUAUAAGCCUCCUUAAAACCUCAGUGUCAUUCAACUCAUUCAUUAACCAACAAUGGCUUCUACUUCAUCUUCUUCGCUCGCACUCUGCUUCUGUCUCUUCCUCUCUCUCUUGUCUCUCUCCACCUCUUCCCUAGAUUUCGAUCUUCCAUCUCUCCGCGGCGAUGACAUCCACGAUCUUCUCCAACGCUUCGGGUUCCCGAAAGGUCUUCUUCCGGAUAAUGUCAAGUCGUACACUGUCUCCGAAGACGACGGCGCUUUCAGCGUUGACCUGACUUCUCCUUGCUACGUCGAGUUCGGCGAUCAACUCGUUUAUUUCGGCAAGAAAAUCGCCGGGAAAUUCAGUUACGGAAUUGCUAAAAACCUCAAUGGAAUCCAAGCUAAAGAGGGUUUCCUUUGGUUACCUGUUACCGCCAUGACAUCUGAUCAAACCGCCUCCACGGUUGUGUUCUCCGUCGGAUUCUUGACCAAGUCCUUACCUGCUUCCUUGUUCGAAGAUGUUCCUUCUUGCUCAAGCAAACUCUAUUUACAAGAUGCUUGAUUGCGCCACUCCAAUGUCUGAACUCGAAGUUGUGAUUCCAAUGUCCCAAGUUGUGAUUCCAAUGUCUGAAUUUGUGAUUCCAGUGUCUGUAUUCUCAAAAUAUUUGCUUUGUUCCGAGUGGAUGUUUUGAACUAAUAAAGAUUAUGUUAUAACUA